Messenger RNA from Mucor velutinosus, 324 nucleotides. RefSeq lists its product as uncharacterized. Bases 1 to 324 code for a protein of 107 amino acids. NCBI's taxonomy places the organism in Eukaryota, Fungi, Mucoromycota, Mucoromycetes, Mucorales, Mucoraceae. The record is from RefSeq and is a predicted model, not a curated record. The transcript has a single exon.
AUGGCUGGCUUCGUAUUAGUAUCCAACUCUGGCAAGAAAAUCUCUCUCGAACAUGCCUCUCAUCCAUGCCCCAGAUGCAAAAAUCAAAAUUCAGUUCAACUCACCAGAUCCGAAAAGUCGCUCAUUGUCUUAAACAAACGUAUCACUGACAAUUCAAGAGUUCGAUAUGAAUGCUCACAAUGUAAAUGGAAGAACCAAAUGUUACCUUACGAUGGCAGAGAAUCAGCAGAACUAGACCGUUAUCUAUCUGAAAACUCGACUGAUGAUUUCUUUUUUGGUGAGGCAUCCACACCUCCCUCCUCCUCAUCAUCUGCCUCUCCUUAG